CUCACACCCGGUCUCGCACUGGUGGCACACAACCUCCACCAGACCCCAUGUGCCCUUUGCGAGAGGUGGCAGGGGCUGAAGGUGUAAUUAGGGUGCAUGCGCCAUUCUCAAUGUUUGAUAUUGCUCAGAUUGAGAAGAGGCUGGGAUCUUAUGCCCAAGAUUCUAAUAAUUAUGUUAAGCAGUUUAAGAACCUGGCUCAGACCUAUGACCUUACUUGGCAGGACAUAUAUCUAAUACUAUCCUCUACCCUUACUGCUGAGGAAAAAGAAAGGGUGUGGACUGCAGCCCAGGCACAUGCCGAUGAAGCUCACCGCCUAGAUAUUAACUUUCCAGUGGGAGCAACAGCUGUGCCUAGGGAAGAGCCCAAUUGGAAUUAUCAACAUAAUGCUCCUGGGCGGGAAAGCAGAAAUAGGAUGAUAACUUGCUUAGUGGCUGGCCUUCAAAAGGCAGCCUAUCUCCCUGUUAAUUAUGACAAAUUAAACCACAUUACUCAAAGGCCCAAUGAAAACCCGGCAGAAUUUCUUGAGCGCCUUACAGUAGCGCUCCAGCGCUAUACAAGGCUGGACCCAGAGUCACCAGAGGCUAAGGUGGUUCUCAAUACGCAUUUUAUUGCCCAAUCAGCCCCUGAUAUUAGGAAAAAGUUAAAAAAGGCUGAGAACGGUCCUCAGACCCCUCAACGAGAUCUGGUGAGUAUGGCAUUUAAAGUUUUCAAUAAUCGAGAGGAACAGGAGAUUGCCGAUAAGACUGCCCGUGAGAGGGAGAACUAUCAAAUCCUGGCUGCUGCCAUCCGGCCUCCUCUGAGGAGAGGCACCCAACAUACACCACCUGGAGCAUGCUUCAAGUGUGGGCAAGAGGGCCACUGGGCGAAAUUCUGUCCCUCACCACGACCUCCACCUGGACCCUGCCCAAGGUGUGGGCAGCAAGGACAUUGGGGAGUCGAUUGCCCCUCCUCACCUCCACAAGAAUGAAGGUGCCCAGGGCCACCUGCUCCCAACAACCAGACCAUCACAAUGACGGAGCCCAGGGUGUGUUUCUAUGUAGCCGGUAAGUUAAUAUCUUUUCUCUUGGAUACGGGAGCGACUUACUCGGUGCUAUGUCAAUAUACAGGCAAGACUUUUCCCUCCCAGAUCUCGGUGGUGGGUGUAGAUGGCCUACCUACCUGUCCCCCAACUACAGGACCAGUAUCAUGUAAAAUAGAAGACUUUCCCUUUUCACACUCCUUCCUAAUCCUACCUCACUGUCCUACCCCACUCCUAGGAAGGGACUUGCUCUCUAAAUUUCAAGUCUCCCUUUCAUUCCAUAUCCCCAAACAGCCUACACCUGUUCUACUUUUAUCUUUAGAUGAACCUCCACCUGUAACUUCCCAACUAGAUCCUUUCCCUUUACCUCCAGAUCUUGUCAACCCUCUUAUCUGGGAUACUUCCACUCCUACUAUGGCUAGACACCAUACUCCUGUCCUGAUUAAACUUAAAAACCCUACCCAUUUUCCUGGUACUUCCCAAUACCCCAUUUCCCUUAGGCACAGGCAAGGUUUAAAACCCAUCAUCCUUCGCCUUAUUAAACAAGGACUUCUCAGACCCACUAACUCCCCCUUUAACACCCCUAUCCUGCCAGUAGUUAAACCUGAUGGGACCUACCGCCUAGUCCAGGACCUGCGCACUAUUAAUGCUGCAGUCCUUCCCAUUCAUCCUGUUGUGCCUAACCCAUAUACCCUCCUUUCACAGAUACCUCCUGGUACCACCCACUUCUCAGUGCUGGACCUCAAGGAUGCAUUCUUCACAAUCCCCCUGCAUCCCGACUGCCAAGAUUUCUUUGCUUUUACUUGGGUGGACCCAGACACUUCAAGGGCACAACAGCUGACCUGGACGGUCCUCCCUCAAGGGUUCCGAGACAGUCCCCAUUUCUUUGGACAGGCUUUAGCAAAGGAUCUCCUCUCUCUUCAGGUGUCUCCUAGCAUUGUUCUCCAGUAUGUGGAUGAUCUUUUGCUUUGCAGCCCUUCCUUUGAGUUGGCUCGCCAACAUACAGCUGACCUCCUCAACUUCCUGUUGACAAAAGGAU
This is a messenger RNA of Dipodomys spectabilis (banner-tailed kangaroo rat), 2058 nucleotides long. Its product is annotated as endogenous retrovirus group K member 5 Gag polyprotein-like. Gene Ontology annotation, biological process: virion assembly. Gene Ontology annotation, molecular function: nucleic acid binding; zinc ion binding. Lineage: Eukaryota; Metazoa; Chordata; Mammalia; Rodentia; Heteromyidae. Bases 48 to 968 code for a protein of 306 amino acids. The transcript has 2 exons. The record is from RefSeq and is a predicted model, not a curated record.